GUGGAACAGGACGGACAUACACUGGUGGUCUGGGUAAGAGAGGCUAUUAAAGGGAAGGAAUCGUUGUUCUUGUCGAUUUCGGAUCAAGAAACUAAAAAGAUGUUGUAAAGAUGGUUAUGGAUUUUGGAACUGCUGCGGCAGUAGCAGACAGUAUUUUCUUCAACAUCUCUUUAUUCUUCUCUAUUAAAAAAUGUCAGCAUAAUGAGAAUUAUCGGGAACCAAUCAUAGAGGAUGAAGAGAAUACUGAAACUGGUUUGUUUAAUCUAGCUACCCAGUUUGAACCAGUACAAAAUAAAACUGUGUGGCAAUCUUUCUUUGGUUUAUUUUCCCCAUAUGAAGAUUCUGAAUCUGAGCAACAUAUACCCGAACAAACCAUUGAUACAACAUCUCCGUAUAUUUGCAACACAGUUAUAUUAGCUACGCAACAAGAAAGUGUUUACGCUGAAAUCUUAGUCCAGUGGUUGGUUGUUUUUGUUUUGUUGUUUAUUAUUUUGAUUGGCAGUGUUUGUGUCUUAUUUUUUACAUGGAAGAAACAAGUCAAAUCAAGAAUAAAGAAACCUAAAAGUAAGAUAAACCCAGGUGAACCCAUCACUAUGCCAUUGAAAGUCGAAGAAAUUCAUGCUUCCUGUUCUGACAUAACAGAAAAUUCUGAUGAUGUUAAUUCUACUGUAAAUGAAGAAAUAAUUUCCAAACCAGUUGUCACCCCUGGUCCAGUUCAGUUAACUUCUGGUAAAUUCCAUAUUCAUACAGAUUUGUUCAAAAAUGUUAAAAUUGAUGUGUUUUUAGAACAAACUAUUGACAGAUUCUUAUCUGAACUGGACAAAAAACUUGGCAUUGGGUUAUCCAUGUGUGAUGGAAUAUCAAAUACAUUGUCUGCAUCUUCCAGUAGUAACGGUAUUAGUAUGACAGGUCUAGCACUAACUACACCACGAAUUAAUAGAAGAUCCAUAGCUUGUACUACACGUCCUCGUGCACGACAAAAUGUGACAUCUCUACCAUUAGGCAUUGGGCAACAUGGAGAUGCAAGUUCAUUGCAGAGUUCACCUUGGUAUGAAGUAGAGGCUAUUAAUAACAGAAUGAAAUGGUCUAACCAGAAUUAUACCACUAAACGCCCAGACCUUCAUGAUAUUACAGAACCUAGAUUAAGAAAUGUUCUUCAAUCACAUCAGUCAUCUUGCCCAAUUAAAUCCGAACAGUUGGCAACAGCAACCUUUAUGGUGAAUUACAUUUUACUUCUGCUAGAAAAGGAAUUAGGCACUAUGGUGUCUGAUGAUGGAUUCCGUUUGGUAAAUUUUAAACCAUUUGGUAGCAUGCGUAAAGGUACGAAGAUCAGUAAAGCCAGCCAUUUUGAUGUUUUGAUGUUGAUGAACAGUAGUAAGAUUGUAUUAGAUAAAGCCUACCACCAUAAUGUCACUGAUGAUAUACCACCAGGCAGUGUCCUCAUAACAGCUAGAGAAAUUAAGCAGAAUGUUCGUCAUAAGAAGCUUUUAAAGAGAGCGUAUAUAGAUGAGAAUUUCCAUCAAGUAUUCUCACCCAGUGAAACUAUGGCAAAUGCCAGUGAAUUGAUUGACCGAGCUCUAACAAACAUAAUGACACGUUGGAAGAAAUAUAUGGACAGAUUGCCGUUUACACUUGGCCGAUCGUCGGCUCCAGAACUUUCACUUGUAUUUAAUACUCGUGUAUUACAUGGACUUGGAUUGGGUGUAACAGAAAUCAAUAUUUGUUUUCAACCAGCUAUAUCUCUUCACCAGAAAAAGUCUCUACUUCUUCCAAAAUUAUAUGCCGUUGUACCCAGCCAUUUAAGAGAUAUGCAGAACAAACCCUCUAUCCAGGUUCCAGGUCAGGGUUUGCGGAUAUUUCGACAGCCAGAAAAUUUGGAUAAAGAUCUGCUAUGGGACCUAUCUUUCUGUGAUUUAGAAACCAGAUAUCUGCAGGACAUGGCUGACAUAAUCCAAGACACAGGAGUUCAGUCUAGUUUUCUUGUCUGCUUACAGUUAUUAAAAACUCUUUUCUCAAACAGCAAUCGUACUUCAUUAUUAAAUCGUGGAGAAAUUGAAUCUUAUCACUUGGAAACAAUAUUGUAUUUUCUCUUGUUGGAGAGUACUCCAUCACACUGGACAUUCGAAAAUUUACCAAAUAGACUUUCAGAUGCCAUUCAUUUUCUACGCUCAGCUGUUCAAUGUCAGUGGUUACCCAAUUUUUUCGUUGCAAAUCCACACUUAAUGAAGAAAUGUCCAUUCUUAGAACACAUUCCAUUUUUGAAUUGCAGUCGUCAGGUUAAUCUGUUUUCGAAAAUGUCCUCUGAAACGAAAAGAAAAACUUUAAACUUUAUUAACAGUCGUUUGACAGAAACAGGUAUAUCGGCUGCACUGAAAGAUGAAUAUUCACAGGAUAUGUGGGAAUAUGAAUUUUUUAUAUUUGGUUAAAGUAUAACUUGUGGUGAAUGUAUAUAAACUGGUGAUAAUUUAUUCCCUAUCACAAUAAAUAUAAAUUUGAUGCCCAGGUAAGAGGUUUGGACUUUGGUUUUGUAGUUAAUCUCACCAUUUCAAAUUUUGUAAGUAUUUUAAGAAAAAUAUUUAAUAUUGCUACAAGUCAAUAAUAUCCAAUCAGUUGAGGUUUUUUUUUUUUUUUGUACUUUCUCUUAACUAAUGCUCAAAUCGGAACCUUUAUUCUGCAAAAUAUAAAUCGCCUAAACUGAUGUAGCUUGAAAUCAUCAUUAUGUUGUAACAAUGAGUUAAUAUCUUUAAAAAAAGAUUUCAAGUUGCUAUCAAGAUUUAAUGUUUUGUGAAUAAAGCUCAUGUUCUCUUGCCAAUAUUGUCUCUAACUUGAUAUGCUUUCGUAUUUUAUUUAUAAUGUAUCAAGUUAGAACUCCAAAAUCAGGAUCAAUGUUAGAAUUGCUCAAAUAUACAUCUAUUUGUUUUGUUUCUUUGAAGUUAUGGUCUAUAUUGUUUUUGUUUUAUAAUUUUGGAAAUAUAACAAUACAUGUAUUAAAUUACUUACCAUUGAAUAGUUGUUACCAUAAAAACCUGUUAUUGUUUGUAUUUACUUCAAGAAGCCUGCACAUAGCUCAUGUAGUGCCAGUCAUAUUUAUAUAUGCAUACAGCAUACCCCAUCUUGUGAUCUUCGCUAUUGAGUAAGAUCCACUUUAAAUAUAUAUCUUUUUAGCUGUAGCAAGAUUGAAUUAUAGCUAUGUCGGACAUAGUUUUAUAAGUUAUAUAAGUAAUAUUUGUAUAUUUAGUUACUUUUUCAUUGAGAUUUCCAGGAUUCUUUGUCUUAUUUUUGGGAUCAGAAUGUAGCUUUAUUUUAAGGUUUGGACCCUUGCGGAUGAUUAUUAUAUCUAUUUGUUUGAGUUUAUGAUGAUAAUAAUGGAAAACUUGCAUAAUUUAUCACGCAAAAUGCAGUUCCACUAGUCACAUUUAUUAGUUUUUAAACAUUAUUUUUUUGUUAUCAUUACUUUUCUUGUUUUGUUAAAUGCUUAGUAUUAAAAUACUAAUAGUCAAUGUUUGUUUAACUGUUAUAAGUAUAAUAGUUACAGCUUUUUUAUUUGUUAUAUGGGCUGUGUUCACAAAAAUGUACCAAUAACGAAUAUACCAGUACCCAAUAUGUGAUAUAAAAUUUUUGCAACUAUCAAAAAAAAUUAUAUAUAGUACAUCAGCAUGGAAGUAGCCUGCCUACCUUCUUUAUGACAAUAUUUUUGACAAAGUUAUUAUUCAAAAUAAAAUCAGUAUCAAAUUAUGUGGUCAAAAUGUCCAUUUUGUUACCAGGUAAAACCGCUCAUUCCCAACUUUGAAUUUGAAAAUCUCCUUUUAAAAUUGAAAGGUCAGUAAAAAUUACAGUGCUUUUCAAUUAGCCAUCCUGUAGCCCUGAAUAAUAGUACUAUUAGCUAUUAAAGAAGAAAUAGAAAUCGACUAUAUCAAAUAUUGUUUCUACCGACAUUAUCAUUAUCAAGUUCUUCACAAGGUGUCACUAUUAAAUCACAAAGUGGGUUAUGGUCAAGCAGGAAAAUUCCACAUAAUAGAAAGAAAAAGUAUAUAGAAAAGAAAAUCCAAACAAUUAAGUUGACCACACAUGGUGGUGCACAAAUUGUAUGUCUCUUAUGUUGGUCUGUUCCAAGUCAUAAAACACUUGACUGAUGGAGAUGUUUUUACUCAGAAAACCAGAGAAAAAGGUUGUCAAAGCACUCUGUGAAUAUCAUGCAUGUCUAUCAUAUCAUGCAGAAGUAUUUGAUUACUUUGUGAAACAGCUUGGAAGAUUUUUAGGAGUAUUUUUGGAUUAUCAUGUUUUCAAGUUUUUGGAUAGAAAAUGUCAGUUCAAUAUGGACAUGUUUGUGCUAUACUUCCUCUGGAGUUAUAAAUCAAUAGAAUACAGUGAAAAUUUCCUUAAAUACUUUUCAAAAUUUGUCUUUAGCUACCAUUAUAAACAGCCCAUAUAAGUAAGGUAUAAUAGUUAAUAUUUGUUUAAUUGUUAUAAGUAAUAGUUAAAGCUUGUUUAAGUGUUAUACAAUUAUAAUAAAGCUUAUUUAAUUUGUUAUAUAAGUAUGGUAUAAUAGUUAAUGUUUGGUUAAUUUUUAUAAGUAUAAUAUUUAAUGAGUUAAUUAAUUCCUGCUUUUCAACUUUUAAAACAUAUAUUUAGUCAUAUUAUAAAUGAUCUGAAAUUUGGUGUGUUGACCUUUUAUACUCCCACAUUUAUCUAUUGUUUGUAUAUUGUUGACACCCCUGUCCAUCCGCAAUUGCUUAUGGACAUUUUUGAAACUAAAGAUAUCAUAUGAUUGACUCAAAAUUUAUAGACAAUGUUUAUGUUCUUGUGAUUAGAAGCCUAUUUCAACAAUUUCUUUUCAUUCCCGUUCUGUCAGAGUUAUCACCCUUUUUAGGUUAAAAAAAAAAAUCCAAUUGUCUUGAAAUUUAUAUACAUGAGAAGAAAAAUCCUAUUCAUGUUCAAGUUGAUAAAUUUUAAAAAUCUUGAAAUUAAUACACAAUGUUUAUGUUUGUGAGACAAAGAAUCCUAUUUAUUAUGACUAUUUAUACAUUUGAAAAAACUUGUGGAUGCUCUAGGGGCUAAAGCUACUGUCUGAUUGACUUGAAAUUUAUAUGCAAGAUAUGAGAAUCCUAUUGAUUUUCAAUGAUUUCUGAUAACUCAAGUAGCUAAAUUUAUCUUCUGAUUAUCAGUCAAUGUUUUGUAUUAUAAAAUGUAAGCAUUUGUUUUGUUAUUCUUGAUAACUUUUUAGUGUUUUGUUAAUACCCUCAUUACCUGCAAAAGAAUUAAAAUGUGACAACCAUUUUGGACUGCAAGUGCUAGAAACCCUUAUUUGCUGUUGGGCAUAUGUUUUAUUGCCUGGCAAACCAUAUUUUUCAUUUCAAGCUGAAAAUGGUAUCUAGCCGUGAUAUUAUUUAUUAUUAAUGUGAGGACUGAGAAGUGUUCAAAUUGUUAAAGUAGUUGUUAUAUAUGCAACCAUGUACAUGUAUGUGCUUCCAUAUGUUCCUUCUAUGGGUUUAUGCUUUAAUCUAUACAGACUUAAAUUAUUAUUGUUAAAUUAUGUAUACAUAUUGCUUUAUUGCUUGAGAUAUUAGUUUGUUACUUCAGAACUAUUAAAAGAUAUAAUAGAUGGACGUGGUAUAAAUAGAAUAAUAUUGAAAAUUCUGUAUAGCAUAAUAAAUUGAUCAAAAUAA
Molecule: messenger RNA, 5666 nt
Organism: Patella vulgata (common limpet)
Lineage: Eukaryota; Metazoa; Mollusca; Gastropoda; Patellidae
Exons: 2
Coding region: 111-2426 (771 amino acids)
Source: RefSeq, a predicted model, not a curated record